GUUCUCGGGACUAGCGAACCGGGCUGGAGCUCCGAAGGCUGGCACAGCCUAGGUUAGUGGCUGCGAGCUGAGCCCUAAGCGGCUGCAGCGAUAGCGGCCGGUGCCGGAUGCUCGCCGUUUCUUCGCUUCUCCCCGGCUUGUGUUCGGUUUGCGCAGCGCCCACCCGCCCUGGUCCGGGAGGGACCCGGGCGAUGCUAAGCCUGAGAAGUGCAGCAUCUCAGCCUCAGGGCUUCAGGAGAGAAAGCGGAGCUCUUGCAGGUGAAGCCGCGGUCCCUUCGCGGUCUUCCCGUGGCCGCCUGCGCAUUGAACCCUUGCCAGAUUCCGCCACGCAUCUUCUUCCAGCGCCGCCGAUGCUGGGUGCUCUGGAGAGUGGGGACCACAGCGGGGAGGGCGCGACCCGAACACCGAGGAUGGAUGCCCGCACCUGGCGUCUGGGCUGGCGUUGUCUCCUUCUCCUGGCUCUCCUUGGAUCUACCCGAAGCGAGGGCGUGGAGAGCUGCGAAGAAGUUCGGAAACUUUUCCAGUGGCGGCUUGGAGGAGCUGUCAAGGGGCUGCCGGAGGCACCGCGGGCAGGACCUGAUCUUCAGGUUUGCCUAUCCAAAAACCCAACAUGCUGUACCAGGAAGAUGGAGGAGAGGUACCAGAUUGCAGCUCGGCAAGACUUGCAGCAGGUGCUUCAGACAUCCAGCUCAACAUUAAAGCUGCUAAUAUCUCGGAAUGCAGCUGCUUUUCAAGAGACCCUGGAAACCCUCAUCAGACAAGCAGAGAAUUACACCAGUAUCCUUUUCUGCAACACGUACCGGAACAUGGCCUUGGAGGCUGCUGCUUCCAUUCAGGAAUUUUUCACGGAUGUGGGACUCUAUUUAUUUGGUGCGGAUGUUAAUCCUGAGGAAUUUGUAAACAGAUUUUUUGACAGUCUUUUUCCUCUGGUCUACAACCAUCUCAUAAACCCUGGUGCGACUGACAGUUCUCUGCAAUACUCAGAAUGCAUCCGAAUGGCCCGCCAGGAUGUAAGUCCAUUUGGCAACAUUCCCAAAAGAGUCAUGGGGCAGAUAGGGAGGUCGCUGCUGCCCGGCCGCACAUUCCUGCAGGCACUUAAUCUGGGCAUUGAGGUCAUCAACACCACGGACCAUAUACACUUCUCCAAGGAGUGCAGUAGGGCCCUCCUGAAGAUGCAGUACUGUCCUCACUGCCAGAGCCUGAUGCUCAGUAAGCCCUGCAUGGGGUACUGCCUCAAUGUCAUCAGGGGCUGCCUGGCCCACAUGACGGAGCUUAAUCCACACUGGCAUGCUUAUAUCCGGUCUUUGGAAGAGUUGUCAAAUGCGAUGCACGGGACCUACGACGUUGAACAUGUGCUCCUGAACUUCCACUUGCUUGUUAAUGAUGCUGUGCUGCAGGCGCACCUCAAUGGACAGAAGUUAUUGGAUCAGGUGAAUAAGAUUUGUGGCCAUCCAGUGAGAACACCAACACAGAGCCCCCGCUGUACUUUUGAUCCAAGCAAAGAGAAACACGGAAUGAAGAUCUCUACAAGGAAUGGUGAAGAGACGCUUGCCAACAGAAGAAAAGAAUUCAUCAAUAGCCUUAGGCUGCACAGGUCCUUCUAUGGUGGCCUGGCUGACCAGCUUUGUGUUAAUGAAUUGGCUGCCCCUGAAGGAAGGCCCUGCUGGAAUGGAGAGGAAAUUGUCAAAAGUUAUGCUCGGCCUGUGGUUGGGAAUGGAAUCAAAACCCAGUCUGCAAACCCUGAAGUCAGAGUCAGAGGGGCUGAUCCUGUGAUAAAUCAGAUCAUUGAUAAACUGAAGCAUGUUAUCCAGUUGUUACAGGGUAGAUCUCCCAAACCCAGCAAGUGGGAGCUCCUUCAGCCAGGGAGUGGUGGCGGCAUGCUUGAACAGGCUAGUGGAGACUGUGAUGAUGAAGAUGGCUGUGGAGGAUCAGGAAGCGGGGAAGUCAAGAGGACCCUGAAGAUCACAAACUGGAUGCCAGACAGCAUGAACUUCAGUGAUGUGAAGCAAGUCCAUCGAGCAGACCGUGGAAGUACUCUGGAUACAACUGGUGCUGGAUGUGCGUCAGGAACUGAGUUUAUGGCACUCCCUCUGAUGGGGACACUCAUGUUUCUUCCCUGGCUUUGGUAAUGAAGCUCUCAGUCAAGACAUACCUUACUGGAAUCUUGAUUUGUCCCUUAUCUCCUUAUGUCUGGAACAGAAGAACUCUUUUAAAAUAACCAUUGAAAUUAGGGAGAGGUGUGUUAUUUUAACUUCUUAGAUGCCAACUGGAGUGUGUGUGAUAGUCUCUUUCAAACUAUGCCUUCUUGGCACCUAACUUAAAUCUUCUUAAAUUCUAGCAUUAAAUCUAAACUGUGAAAACUCAGAAGUGACUUUUAGUAAGAAGGCUUUGGUGUAUUUGUAAUUCUGUUCUGCUUAAUCAAACCCUUUCCUUUUAACACUGUGAAUGUUGACAUUUGAGGGUGUGUUGGUCAAGCACAGAACACAAUACGUAGUAUUUCUUAAAGAACUUGGAAUGAAAAUAACAUUAAGUCAAAGCACACAAAGGCAAGUAUUCUGCAUGCUUUUUAGGGGAUUCUUUCAUUUUUUGCAAGUUAAAUAAAAUAGUUACUACAAGUCUGUGAGUUAUAGAGUAGAUUAGCAGGGCGAUUUCACAUAAAUUCACUGAAGGAACUUGAUAAUGUUUUACACUAAACCUCCUCUACUGGGCUAAGUAACUUAGGGAUGUCCAUGUGAUGUUCCUUUACAUGUGAAAUGCACUGUAGUAUUAUGACUCUGUUCCUCUCUUGUCUUUACCUAAAACAACUAGCUAUGUCAGAAAGCACACUUGUAUACUCCAAUAAAGUUGUCGAUUAUUUGAAGAGAAACAUCAAAGAUUAUUAUGGUCAUUUUUCCUAACAAAAGUUUAUUCCUACUUCAUUUGUUUUUGAAAAUGUUAUUUGCUACUUUGUGAAGAAAGCAUCCUAUGGAGCAAGCAGUUGGCUAUCCAUGCAUAAGGUCUGAUGAAUGUUUUCCUGUGAGUAAUAAGAAAGAGCACACAGUGUGCAAGGCUUUAGUUUUCUUCCUAUGUUCUCAGCAGGAAGGUCCCUAAUCCACCAUCCCUAACUUCUCAGUUGUGAUAAGUUGCCUCAGCAGAUACUGAUAGGAUACGUCUAAAUCUGCACUUAAGGAGGAAGAGACUAGUCAGCUUUUAUUAAGAAGUAUCACGUCCGGCUGUGGCCAGGAAAUAUAUUCCAUACAAAGCAAAGGAAGAAGAAAAGGAAAUGCUGAGCUUCUUAAGCAAAUAAUCCAAAAGGAUUUAAAAUGACCUCUGACAAGGGUCACGCAAGGCUCAAUUCAACAACUGCCCAGACAGAGGCAGAAUUAAUAAUAAGAAAAAAUACAUGAUAAACCUUGGCUCGCUAAGGUUCUCAGACUGGGGAUUGGAGAGCUGUCAGCUUAAAUUACAAUAUUUUUAACUGUUCAAGUUGGUUUUAGUGUCUAUUCAAACGUGCUUUAAAGCUGGAAACAGCAAUUCACUGCUGAUUCUGUGUGAUUUUCUUAGGCUACUGUUCUAGGCAGGGAUAAUUAGGCCUUGACCCUUCAUCUGCAUUCACCACACUCCACAAAUUACAAAGUUGAGCCUACUUUUUUCCAUGAUUUUGUCUCCAAUCUCAGCCCUUUACUCAGAUCACUGUCUCGGGAAAAAAAAUAAAAUUUAAUCACUCAUAUACUCUUGCUCCUGUUGAAGUUAGUUUUCUAUAGAGAAAUGUCUGGCUCCCCAAAUGAGGGGAAAUUAAUUUUGAAAACCAACAAGCUGAAGAGCAUAGUUCAGGAGUUUUAGAUGUAUAUUGACAAAAUUACUUGGUUGAAGAUAAUUUGGGGGCAUUACGGGAAUUGGAUGAGAGCAGAGAAGUAGCACAAUCAAUAGAAUUGGUAGGUAGAUUUUAGAGACUACAUUUUGUGUUCUCAAAUGUGUGAUGUCUACCUCCAGCGAUGCACUUUGAGACUACACGUGUCCUGACACUGCGGUGAGAGUUCAGAGCCCUAGGAUAUUUUCAGAAUUUCUUUCAUAGCCUCGGGCAUCAUUUUUAGUAUUCUUGGUGAGGAUAUCCAUCCUUUAAUAUCCCACUUGGUGACAUUUUAUACUUAUACAGUGCUUCAUGGUGUACAAAGUUCUUUCAAAUAAAAGCAUCUUGCAUGACCUCCAUUACUCUCAAAGAUGACUUGAUUUUUAUGCAAACAAACAAACAAAAACCAACACUGAGUUUGCUUUACUACAGUUCCAAAUUGCAUCAGAGCGUUUUCUAUAAACAAUACCUUAGAGGGUUUAGC
Molecule: messenger RNA, 4313 nt
Organism: Mus pahari (shrew mouse)
Lineage: Eukaryota; Metazoa; Chordata; Mammalia; Rodentia; Muridae
Gene: Gpc5
Product: glypican 5
Exons: 8
Coding region: 108-2129 (673 amino acids)
Biological process (GO): cell migration; regulation of protein localization to membrane; positive regulation of canonical Wnt signaling pathway
Cellular component (GO): cell surface; plasma membrane; extracellular region
Source: RefSeq, a predicted model, not a curated record